AUGAACUAUCAUCGAUAUCCUUCUCAAAAUCAUCAUUUUAAAACCCUCAAAAAAUCUAAUUUUUAUUUCCAAUCGUAAUUAUAUUUCUCAUUUUCAUUAGACUCAAAACUGAUAAUCAAAUAUAAAACAAACAAAAUGAAAUUUUUACAAAUCUUCGAACUGUUAUUAAAUAGAAUGAAAUAUUAUUAUCAGAAAAUUGUGAAUGUAAUCCUAUUGUGAAAAAAAAAACACGAAUAUAGAAAAACACUUGUGAAUGUUCCAUCUAUUGA
Messenger RNA from Paramecium sonneborni, 269 nucleotides. NCBI's taxonomy places the organism in Eukaryota, Ciliophora, Oligohymenophorea, Peniculida, Parameciidae. The record is from the annotation of a GenBank genome assembly.